UUUCCUAACAAAAUUCUUCUUAACAUUUUCAGUCUUCUUCCGGCACCAUUGCAUGUGGCUUAUCGCGACAAGAAUGAAGACGAUGACUUAGAAAAAGCAUACAAAGAGGUUUGUGAUUCGUUGUCGGCCAUGUUGACCCAAUUCUUAGCUUUCUUGUUCACAUCUUCAAUGAUCGAUCGUAGACAGAGGUUUGUAAGAAGUAAAUGCGUUUGAUUUAUUUGUAGUUAAAGGUUUCAGCUAUUAAGAAACAGCCUCCGCCUUACGGACAAAGGCAUGGAUGGAUACCAAGGAAGCUAGAGGUUUGUGUGCAAUGCAACAUAAAAUAAGCUUAAUCGAUCGAUGUUUUUCUCUUUUAUUCGAACAUGUGGAUGUGUUAUUAAUGUGUUUGAAUAUGCGGGACUUCUUUAUAUUUAAGCCAGGAAUGUUGGUAUGGUGCGAUCGUACAAAGUUUUGAUCAAAAUCUGUUUAGUUUCUUGGGUUUGUGGUUAGUUUGUUCCAUGGUCAGAUCGUGCUACAUAAAGGCCAGAUCAUUCCACAGUAUAGUCAGUUAGUUCCAAGUUUCUAAUACUGUAAAUGUGUGAAGAGUGAUUGUAACUUCAGUGCAGUGUAAGACUGGGCAAGAUUACAGAAUACCCAUCCACUUCAAGUAUCCUCAAAAAGCUGCCACUGCCGUCCCACAGUACUCUAUAAUUUAAAUAUUUAUUUUAUGUAGCAUUCAGCUUCAAUCUUUAAGCAAUAAAGCAAAAACAAGCACAGUAUGUAAUAUACCUUGUUCUUUAAUUUACAAAUCCCAACUAAACCAGUUUAAAAUAAAGCAGCCAUUCUGGACUGUGGACCAUGGUGGCAGUUCAUUUGACUGUUUGUGUUUAACAUUCUUAUUCAGCUGACUACCGUAUUUAUUCGAUUAACCGCCCUGGGCGCUUAUUAAAUUUUUGGACCUUGAGAGUGGGCGCUUAUUCGAGGCUGGGCGCUUAUUAAAUUUUCACCAUUUUCAGCAAGUGAAGUAUGUCUAUUUUGCAACAAAACAAUAAAUGCUAAUAACAAAACGCGCAGAAGUAAUAAAGCAAGGUUUCUAUAAAAUACUCUGAAGAAAACUCCGUCUCUUAUUAGAAUUUAUUCACUCAAGUGAGUGGGGUAAGGGUGAGCGCUUAUUUGAGUUUGAUUGGGAGGAGGAGGGGGUGGGCGCUUAUUCGAGGCUGGGCGCUUAUUAACUUUUUCUGCCUUUAGGAUGGGCGCUUAUUCGAGGUGGGCGCUAAUUCGAGGUUGGGCGCUUAUUCGAAUAAAUACGUUAUAUUGUAUAUUGUGGAAUGAUGAGAUUUGUUUUUGGAACAAUCUGACCAUACAGUGAAUUGAUAUUGCUUAGAAUGAUUUGUCCAUGAAAUUAGAUGGCCAGAUACCAUUUCUUGGAAUGAAACAUCACCAUAGGUGUAAGGCCAGGACUGUUUAUGUAGUGUAGGUCACUGCCAUAAUAUUUUUCAUGAUUUUGUCACUUUUAAAUUUUCACUACUAACCUCUGCUUAGGUCAGCCUCCAAGAGACAGUCUUCGCUGUUGAACAGAUCAAUACAUGGGCUAUUGAAUGAUGCCUCCCUCCAAUAGAAGGAUUUUAAAUUCUACACACAUUUGCCAAAAAAACUACAGUUGGUUCUCUUAUCUUCUCUGGCCCAACCUAUAAUAAAAAAUCCAGGGGACAUAAACCCAUAUUAUUAUGCUUGUUUUCCCUUCCCAUUCUCUGAAAAAGUAGUAUUUGUUUCUGAAAUUGCUUGCAUUGUUUUGAUCUUCAGGAUUUUGGAGAUGGUGGUGCUUUUCCUGAAAUACAUGUUGCUCAGUAUCCUUUGAUCUUGAUUAACAUACGUGUACAGUGGCACCCCGUUAAUACCGUCACCAAUGGGCCAAAAAAAAAUCAGCCAUAUUAUUAUUAUUAUUACAUGAAAAUGAAUGGCGGAUUUUGCUAGGCGGGCAUAAAAAAGUGGCUGUAAUAACGAGGUGACUGUAUUACCGAGGUAGUCCUAAGGUGGGGUUUCACUGUAUUAUUAUUAUUAUUAUUAUUAUUAUUAUUAUUAUUAUUGUUAUUAUUAUCAUUAUUAUUAUUAUUAUUAUUAUUAUUAUUAAUUUUUAAUUUUAUCUUUUUUGAAACAAACCAAACAAUCAGCCUUACAAGUUCUAAUUUUAAAGUCAUCGCUUGGAGUCUUGCAGUGGUGAAAUGCUGCAAAUGUAACAAGUUGUUUGCUAGUUUUAAGAUGACACAAUGUUUUGGACUCAAAUAUUUAUUUACUGGCUUUAAAACUUGUAUUGUUUCCACUUCAUUUUACACUGUAAAAAUCUACAGUCAUUUUAGAUUAUUUUGCCAAGAAAAUAUAAGGUAUUAUUUUGAUUUUUUAUCAAAUUGAAAGAUUGCUGUCUUUUACCAGUGUAGUAUGUUUCUCCCACAAGUUCAAAAGGUUUAUCAAAACUAAUUUAUCUUACCUCAGUUAAAUCAUUUUAUGCAUGUAUGUUGUUUUCAAAACUGAAUUAUCAAUUAAUUUUUCUAUCUUUUGUUAAUAAAAAUAAAGCGAUACAGCACAGGUACUGUAAUAUUAUUUUUGCUAGCCGACAUAUACAUAGAAGAAGUUAACAUCUGUAACUGCAGAUCUAUCAAAUUUGCACCUUCCUUGACAAAAUUCCUUUAGAUAUCCUCUGGAUAUGGGGCGUGAAAAGAAGGUACAUGUUGUACAGUCUAUGUAAUUUGAUAAGUUCUCAGUUGUCUUCAGUCACAUCUUAAAUAUAUUGUUUGAGUGCCAUUUCUCUAUAAUGUGAAUUGAAUAUCAUAUUGAUGCCUUUGUAAAUCACAGUACUUUUUAUUCAUAAAUCAGAGAAAGGACGUGCAUUGUUUCAUCACAUGCUUUUUCACAAACAAGAUGAAGAGGCUUAUUUAAUCUGUUUUCAUUUUCAAAGCCUUCCUCCAGCACUAAUGCACUGCCUGUUCAACUGGAUUCUCAAGGCAGAGUGAAAUAUGACGCACUUGUUAGACAAGGUCACCGCAAAGAUAAGGUACUGGGUGUAACUUUUAAUAGACUAUUUUUUUCCAAUAGAUUUAUGAUGUAGACUGAUGGCCAAAAUUUAUGUGUAUAAUAACAAAGUUGUAUGGGGCAAAAAAUAACAUUUAAAUAGAUUUUAUCUGCUCCUUUAAAUGUAGUACAAAACCUUUGCUUAUUAGAUUUAAGCUCAAAUUAAUAGUGAUUGGUGAGGAUACUACAGCAAUUUAACUCAAAGGCUUGGCAGUCAGACAUUUGAUUGGACUUAGUUCUAUAGGGCCUUCCAAAGCCACACACUGCUUUGAUAAAUAUCAUGCCACACAGGAUUAUUCAUCAAUGUAUCGAUACCACUGUAUCAUUAGUCAAGCUUGCUUUAGCAGUAAGACUCUGUGUGUGUGUGCACAUCAAAGGGGGGGGUGCAGGGUGCAAAGAAAAUCAUUUUUACAGCUAGCCAUUCAGGCAAGCUCAAGCUAGCGUUUACUAGCCCCAAAAGCUUUUUGACGAGCAGAAUUGAUUUCACAGUUCUUCCUUCAUUCAGAUUUCGCAAAAAACAUCACUUGCCUGUCGGGCAAGUUAAAACAGAAUUCGCUAGCCCGAUAGCACAAUCCACUAGCCCCAGGCUAUCGGACACUGCUUUCUUUGCACACUGCGGGGGUGGGGGGGGGAAUGAUGGUCCCAGGCAUUCCUAGCAGAGACCGUGGAAACUUGGGAUGAAAUAAUAUAAUUUGCAACAUGGCCUACAACAUUAUUCAAAAGAUAGUGAUCUUUUACGGGUUGGUCCAGAAAAUUAAUUCUAUCGCUUGAAAGCGUUGAUUACUUUGGAACACAUGGAUACUUCAGUGGUUGGAAAAAAGAAGAAUCUUUAUGAGCCAAACUUCAGCAAAGCUUCAAUAGUGAGGCUAACUAGUCGGGUGUUAUAAACUUUCAUUGUAUGCAAAUGAGUCUUAUGAUAAGCAUGCGUUUUUUUUUUGGCGAUGAUUGAAAUGGCAUGUCAUGUUCAUCAUGUUUUUGCUGUUUGGUAAUGAUGUUAUUUCUCUUGAAUUGAAGCCCUUGAUUUUCAUAUAUUUAUACACACGUGCUCAAUCAAUUCAGAAACAAAUCGUCCAAUAUAAUAUAAAAGUAAAUAUCCUGAAGAAUACUUGACCAUCACUAAAGUACGAUGUGAAAAACUUUUAGCGAGGAAAUCCUGUUAUGGGUAGAAACAAUCGCCUCCUAAUUUCUUACAUCAUGUAUCUAAUUUCCAAGUAACAAGCUCAACUGACUGCUUUUAAAGAGCAUUCUUGUUUUAGCAAGAAGUCUGCAUUAGUCCAUAAAGUUUUACUUAUUACAUGUACAUGUACCUCUUGGCAAGGCUGAGUCUGUGCAAGUUUUUCUUGCAGUGGCCUCUCAUUUUUAUCCCAGAAUGCAUAGUAGAGCCUCUAAUGUUCUUACUACCUGUAUGUUCUCUUAAAAUGAAAACAUAACGGUCAGUUUAUAGCAGUACAGUGUUUGUUAAUGACAGAUGAUGAUUACUGCAAGUUGGAUUUUUUGUUUGUGUUUGCUAUUAUAGGUUGUGCAUUCAAGAUUUCAGGACUUGGUUCCUGUUCAUUUAAAAGAUGAAGGUGAUCCAGAGCUGGAACGACCAAGUGAAGAGGACAUUGAGGAGGUACACUUACAGAGAACUUUUCCAAGAAAAUUAAUUAUUGCAGUGUAGCUUCCAAAAACCUCAGUCUGCUGUAAAACUAAACAUGUAUGACAGCCUCACUUGCAUCGACAAGGUCAAAAAGAUACAGUUAAGAAGGAGAAUCUGACAUUGCCUUUCAAUGAUCUGUAGAUCACGAGAUAUUAUUUUGGCAAUCAUAAGGUCAUUGAUAAUAUCUUUUUCUUUGGCCUCUAGACAACUAGGAAAACAAGGGAAGCUUUAGAAAAGGAAGUCAAUACAAAGAUAGCAGCUGCACAGCCUACCCAAGUUGCACAGAAGCCUGGGGCAGCACAGUACAUCCGCUACACACCUUCUCAACAGGGGGUAUCAUUUAACUCUGGAGCUAAACAGAGGGUGAUACGCAUGGUAGAAAUGCAAAAGGAUCCCAUGGAACCACCUAGAUUUAAGUAAGCUAAAUAUGUUUUGGAAGAGUUUUUAAAGGAUAGAAUUAACCCUUUCAUUUUCAAAAGUGGCGAUAGUCAAAAUUCACUUCUAAUUUUUUUGGUUGCAAACCGAGUAAUGCCUUGUGAAAGUUCAGCCAAAGUGGUUCAAUUUAAAUGGUCAGACCACACAGUGUCUCACUGUGUCACAUGUUACAAGUCUAUAUACACGUAUUAUUUUAUGAACUCUUGGAGUACAAAAAUUAACCCACUCAUCUCAUGUCCUUUUCAAUGUACUUGUGUUUGUUCUAUUACUGAUAUUAAUGUUCAUGUAUUGUUGCUGUAUUUGUAGGACAAACAAGAAGAUUCCGCGAGGUCCCCCAUCUCCCCCCGCACCAGUCAUGCAUUCGCCAAGUCGAAAGGUAAAACUGCUGACUUUGACAUCUUGCUGCUCUUCAAUUAAACCCUAAUUCUUAAGUAAACUCAACCAAUAUUUUCUUUUUUAUAAAUUUACACUUAACUAAAGUGUAGCUCCCAAAAAAUUGAAGUACCAGUUGUUUGAAUAGAAAAUGUAAUAAUUUCUGAUGUUUUUGUCACUGUUUUCCGAUCUUAUUUGUGUUACCAUAUAAAAGUAUUACAAGGGUUGAUUUUAGGGUUAAAUUUUAUUGUAAGAUCCGUAGCAUAAGAACUGUUUUGAAGAGGCACGUGUAUGAAAACAAAAACCAAAGGAAUUUGUAAUAAUUGGUUGCUGAAAACGUUAGAUAUGGAUAAAUAAUCAUUUCUUUGUAAUUCUUUCAGGUAACUGUGAAAGAACAGCAAGAGUGGAAAAUCCCUCCCUGCAUUUCCAACUGGAAAAAUGCCAAGGUAAAUUAAUGAGAAUUUGACUUUAAAAUAAAUCAAUGCACUGCUGUCAAUAAUGAUAGGUUUGUAGAUUACACAAAGAGCUCCUUUUGUCAUCAGAUUUAAAAUAAUGGUAAGAAAAAUAAGAGGCUCUACAUGAUUAGUUUAUCAAGAAGCCUUAAAGUGAGUCCAGGUUACAGAAUAUGGAAUUUGUUAGCACCAUGCCAGUGAGGAUCAAUAGUUGUGCAAUUUUGCAUAAUCAGAUAGAAUCAGAGCCCUCAUUUAAAGUACCUAGUUGAAGCUCUUUAAGAGUUAGUACAACUGUAGUCUGUACAUAACUCAUUGCAGUUCUUGUCAAAACAAACAACAAAGGCUGGCUUUUAACGAGAUAGCUUUUGCAAUUUGGAAAAUGUAGUAUUCUUAGUCAUUUCAUUGGCAACAGGUGAGAAGGGGAUCCAGAAAAUUUCAGCAAGGGGUGGCCAGUGGCCAGAAAACUUGACAGCUAGAUGUAUAUAGAUACUAUUUAUUUUACGGAGAAUUCUUUAGCAGUAAUAUGAAAUUUCGCUGAAAGGGGGGCAGCCGAGGGUAGUCUUGACCCACCACUAAAUCUGCCCAUAGGUCACAAUGUAAGUCAUUUAGACUAAUUAUCCAAAUGAUCUCAGACAAAACAAGUUCAAAUGAUUUCAGUUACAAUCACUUUAAAACUCUGAACAUUUAUUUUCAUCUCGUCCACAGGGGUACACCAUUCCUUUAGACAAACGCUUGGCAGCUGAUGGACGUGGCCUCCAGGAUCCACACAUUAAUGACAAGUUUGCAAAGCUAGCUGAAGCAUUGUACAUAGCGGACAGAAAGGUACAGUUUUUCAUUUUUUGGCAGAAUGAGGACUUGACUCACUCACCUUCUAACAGUCAAUUCUUUGUUAUAUAAGUGUGUUGGAGUGUUUACCAGGUUUAAAACAAAAGAGCGCUACUGUAAAGUAGAGUAUGUACUGCAAGGCCAUUGUAUGGCUUCAAAAGCUUUCCCAUCUACAGUGGAAGUCAGAAGUCCUAGGACACUUAACACGAUACGCCUUAAACUGCAUCCCUCCACCCUCCCCCGCACCCCCAAGCAAAUUUGAAGUUUAUGCACCCGGUACACUUUACCCUAUCCUAGAAAGUGUUUGUUUAUCCCAACGUUGUUUGGACGGAGGAGGGGAGGGCCGUUAGAGGCAUCCAAACUGUUGCAGGAGUGGAUAUUAUGCUACAUCUGUAGAUUUGAUAUGUAAGCGCAGUUGAAAGAUGGUUUUUAAUGUUAAUAUUUUCUCAAGGAGUUUGGCCUUCAUUGUAGAUCGUUUUGUUUUUCUAAAAGUCGGUGUGCUUUUUAAUAUUAUUUUUAUGCAAAAGUCAGCUGUACUGCAUGAGAUUGUUCAGUCGCACAAAAAAAUUUUAAUCAGCUUCUAAAAAAAGCGUCAUCGGUUAAUUUCAACGGUACUUUCGUUACAUGUAGGCUCGUGAAGCGGUGGAGAUGAGAGCUCAGCUGGAAAAGAAGUUAGCGCAAAGAGAAAAGGAGAAGAAAGAACAGCGAUUGGUGGAGUUGGCGCAGAAAGCUCGUGAGGAGCGAGCCGGUAUUCGAGCUGCUGCUGGUAGGUGGAGCCGAGUAAAUCACUACAGUCUUCGUUUACCUAGUCUGUUACACAGCCGUUUUUAGUGUCGUCACGCAACGCUCCUCCCCACUAUUAGUGUGGAGGAGCAUUGCGUGACGACACUAAAAACGACUGUGUAGCAGACUAUCGUUUACCGUACUAGGAAAAAGUGUAUUCAAGGUCUUUACAGCCGAUGUUCUACUUAACAAAUAGAUUCCAUGUUGCCGUGCGUCUGUGCAGUAAUUUGGACACAUUUUGACGUCUUCUGUGAUCUGUUACUCAAAAGACCCACGGCAACAUGAAAUCUAUUUCAGUGUCUUCAAUGAUCAGAAAAAAGGCCCAUAAACUUACCUGCUUGACGCUUUCGAGGAUUUGUGCCAGUUUAGGCAUUUUUAGGUCCCAAACGCUACUUUUGUCUCUGCUUCUUCUUUUUUGUUUAUCGUACUUGUAAAUAGUUUCUUCCAAAAAAUUUUCAACGUCUUCACUUGCUCAAAGCGGAAUAUUGGCGAAAACAUUAUUUUUGAAGAACAGCGAGUCUGUCGUAGUGAUGACACACGAUGGCAACUGUUGUGAAGUUUUCUUGCAUUUUACAGACAUGAGUUUGGGCAUUCUCAAGAUGUCAAGAACUCUUUUUGUCUCCGUUUGUCCAUUUUUCGUCUUUGUGAAUAGCUCCUGCUAAACUUUUUUCGAGGUUUUCACUUCCUUAAUCCGAAAUAAUCUCACGAACAUUUUCAAAACCGCGUUGAAGUCCGUGAAGUCCAUGUAUCUGUACUCCAAUAGAUCAAGGGCAACGACCAAUCACUGCGCGCGUAGCUUUGACAUCAUUGUGUAAAGUAGACUAGUAAAUUGGACGGUAAAUAUUUAGUCUGUGCUGAAGACCGGGUGCAUGUAAUUAAACGGGCAGUUUAUUUUAAGUUUUUGGAGCCUCGGCCCUCCUUCUUUUCCCUUAACGUUGUAUUAGUGUUGAAGUUUUGUUUUUCUUGUUGUCCGGUGUUUUAUAAAGCACAAUCAAACCGUUAAGCAGCCUGGAUUUCCACUGUCGCAUAAUUUUUUGCGUGGCGUGCACACGUAAAGUUUACGCGCAUUAAUAAAAUAGUAGCAAUGUAUGGAAGGUCACACGUAAAAGUGAACCUCGCUUAACUUUUAACGUUUACUCGCUGCCUUCCAUUCAUUGCCUCUAUUUUGUUAAUAUGCGCCUAAUAUUAACGUGCGUUCGCACGUAAGGUUACGCGACAGUGGAAAUCCAGCGUUACUGACAAUUUUGUUUGGCAACACUCUGGUAGGGGGGCUUUAAAUAAAAGUUGGCCAAUAACCUUUGCAUGUUGUCCUUCAGUGGCAAUAUGAAAAAACAAUAUGGAAGCUUUUGCCGAUCAACAGUAACAACAGUGGAGGGCUUUAUUGAAAGUUCAGUUAAUCGUUACUUAGAAGCUGGUCGUUUGACUCGUUUACUUCCCGACUGAAUGACGAAGUAUAGAUUGAGGCGCCGGGCUCUCACUUUUAAUCCUUUGUUGUGAUUAUUCAAAUGAAACCUCUUCAACAGUACUGUCACAACGUACUUUUUGAUGUUUAGCAUUUUAAUUUGGAAAUUUUGUUGAACUUUUACUUCGGUCACUUUUUGGAUUAAAAGGGUUGCUUGAGAGUUUGAAAUUACCAGUUUCAUUACUUCAUGAGUAACGUGGUCUAACUCGUUAUUUAGACAGGCCAGAGGAAGAGAGAGAAAGAGACAAACUACGUCAUGAGCGACAUAAGGAGAGAGAACGAGAUAGAAGAAUAUCGAAAGCUGCUCCUGAUAAAAGGUGAGUUAAACUGUGAGCAGAUUGUAACAAUAGAUCUUACAUGAUAAACACAGUGACCUUUAUAUAACGAUCAAGGGGAAUGGGGAAAAAAAACGAAGAAAAUAUUAUACAAAGUUGCAUCAUGUCGAAUUUUUACUACUGUUCCCUUCAACAGGUCUAAACUUCAGCGUGACAAGGAGCGUGACAUUAGUGAACAGAUUGCGUUAGGCCUAGCCUCAGCCCCUCCCUCUCAGGAAGCGUUGUAUGAUCAACGGUUAUUCAAUCAAAGCAAGGUAAUUUACGUUUGUAACGUAACUCAGUCAGUACCUAAUGGUGACCGAUUUUGCAUCCUUUGAUGUAGUCAUGGAUAUCCAGGUGGACUAUGCAGUAAACCAACCACAAUGUUAUACUUUUCUCGUAAUAUUUACAUGGGGAAACCGGAAAUUUAAAUGGUUUGAAAAAUAUGAUAAAAUAGUAAUGGCUGUUUUCACAGUAGAAGACUGACAAAUCGUUUGGAUGGUCAAGUUCGUCUAAUAGGGUCACAGUUUUGACCACUUAUCCCCUCUAGUCGAAGAAACCGAUCAUUCUCAAAAAUUGUCGUAAUCGAAGGACAAAAUCGUAAACUUUGACGUCCAAAAUUGUCUACUCUCAUGAAGCUCCUCGAAACCUUUAAUUUCCCUCGUUCUUCCUGCAAAAUUGUUGUGUUGUUUCAGGGCUAAGGUCUAUUGUGCGAGAGCUUCCUUCCUCCCUCGCCCAAAAGCAUUCGGCUUCCAUUUGUGAAUCAAAAACUGCUUCAUAGUAUUAUUCACUUUUGGAGCGACCUGAAAUGAUCGUUUCGUCCGUUAGGGUCUGGAUUCUGGUUAUGGAGGAGAUGAUGACGUAUACAAUGUGUAUGACAAGGCCUGGAGACGAGAGGGUAGCACAGCAAACGCUAUCUACCGGCCAAGUAAGAAUGUCGACAGAGACGUGUACGGAGAUGAUUUGGAGAAGCUGGUUCAAACCAACAGGUGAGUUGUCACGUGACCGCUACUGCACGUGCUUAGUAGGUGAUAAAAAAUACGGCAAGCAUUUACUUUACACUGAAUACCAAAAGAAAACUUGCUGAGGUCAAUUUGGGUUUAAAGUUCCGGAGUGCCCUUAAAAACGGGAAAAGAAAACAGAAGUAUCCCGCCAGAGGAUAUGGCGAAAUAUGUGUUGAAAAUAAUCUCUAGUCACCAUCACGAGCGUAUAGUUUUAAAAAGUACCUUUAGUUAGUUUCUUGAAUAAGUGCCCGGAAGCUUAUUUGAAAUGACGGCUAAGAUAGGGGCGGGGGGGACGCUUAUUUGAAGGAGGGCGCUUAAUCGAAGGGGGUGCUCAUUAGAGAGCUUUAGAUUUGAGAGCGAGUGCGAGUACGAGAUUUCACUAACUUAAAGUUUUUGCGCGUGUUCUAAAAAAAGACACCACGGAAAACUUCAUUUUUUUUUUACCAAAAAAGUUAGUACGGUUAUUUAUACUGAAGAAGGCUAAGCCCUCUCGCGGUAGUAAAAUGAUAAAACUGCUUACUUUUGAUAACUUGUUCCUGCCACUACGACAUUCUCGCUAACACGCGUAACAGAAUGACGACGGCUAUCACGUUUUCCCGCCAAAAUGACGCUGAUUAACGGGUGAGCAAUACUCAGUAUUGUGAAAAUCUGGUACUCGUAGUCGUCCUCGUCUCGGAAUCUAAAGCUCUCUAUUAAGUUUUCCUUUCAAAGAAGUGUGACUUUGUGUCGGUAAAUGUUUGAUAGAAACGUAAAGUAGAAGUUAAUAGUCUUUCGUUUGUUAAAACAGUAGUUGUAAUCAAGUGUACCGUAGUCCCAUUAAACACUUAACACAGAUGUAUCAGCAUAGAUGUUUAUAAAAAUUAAAUAUCGAUUAUCUCAUCAUCCUCGGGAUCAUCCUCGUCAGUGAUAUGCAGAUCUUCGCGUUCCCCUUGUAUCUGUACUAUUUUAAAAAAAUGAGGUGGGGUGGGGGCGCUUGUUUGAUAGUAAUAUUGCCUAGGAGGUGGGUGCUUGUUCUGGGGAGGGCUCUAAUUAGAGCACAGGCGCUUUUUCGAGGAAAUACGAUAUCUGUUUACUGAAACUGUUCUGUCCCUAGGUUUCAACCUGACCAAGGGUUUGCUGGAACGGAUCGUAGUCAGCGCCGUGAUGGCCCAGUGCAGUUCGAGAAAGAAGAGGAAGAUCCUUUCGGUCUUGAUAAGUUUCUUACAGAAGCUAAAAAGGGCAAGAGACCUCUGGACGAACCUUCACGGUCAAGG
This is a messenger RNA of Porites lobata, 11584 nucleotides long. Lineage: Eukaryota; Metazoa; Cnidaria; Anthozoa; Scleractinia; Poritidae. The record is from the annotation of a GenBank genome assembly.